UUCCCAGCGAUGACUGCAGGGUCACCGCGCCCAUCUCGACGUUCGAUGGCCGGACGAGAGUGCUUCAUCGGCAAAGGGCAGAUGUUCAGACGGGUCUAGAAGGGAACAUGAUGUCGUCUUACUGAGUGAAGGAUAGCAAAGUGAAAUAUUUUAAUAUAAAUUAAUAUACUUUUGUCCAAGCAGGCUUGUGGGUGUGAUCGCCCCCCGCCCCCCUUACUAAAAAGCAAGCUAGCUAGCUCGGCCAUAGUUGUUCGGCUAGCCGUGUGCUCUUUGCUUAUUCCUGCCUUUCCAUCGUCUGGGUUGCCGGUCAAUGCCAAAACGAAAAAAGCAAAGCCACGUUGAUUCAGAUCAAGUGCCCCAAUAGCUGGAGAGAAGUAACCUAAAAAGCCGAUUAAGAUGAGUGAACUGGACCAGUUACGCCAAGAGGCUGAGCAACUAAAAAAUCAGAUCCGAGAUGCCAGGAAAGCAUGCGCAGAUGCCACGCUAUCGCAGAUUACGGCUAACAUUGAUCCCGUCGGACGAAUUCAGAUGCGUACAAGACGGACACUGCGGGGUCAUCUGGCUAAAAUCUAUGCCAUGCACUGGGGAACAGAUUCCAGGCUCUUGGUCAGUGCCUCUCAGGAUGGCAAACUCAUUAUUUGGGACAGCUAUACCACAAAUAAGGUCCACGCUAUUCCACUUCGUUCUUCCUGGGUCAUGACAUGCGCGUAUGCACCUUCAGGAAAUUAUGUGGCCUGCGGUGGCUUAGACAACAUCUGCUCCAUUUACAACCUGAAAACCCGCGAGGGUAAUGUACGCGUGAGCCGGGAGCUGGCCGGACAUACAGGAUAUCUGUCCUGCUGUCGCUUCCUUGAUGACAACCAGAUUGUUACAAGCUCAGGAGACACCACCUGUGCACUUUGGGACAUUGAGACUGGUCAGCAGACGACUACAUUUGCUGGACACACCGGUGAUGUCAUGAGCCUCUCUCUGGCCCCAGACUCACGGUUAUUUGUCUCUGGUGCUUGUGAUGCCUCGGCCAAACUCUGGGAUGUCCGAGAGGGCAUGUGCAGACAGACCUUCACUGGUCACGAGUCCGACAUCAAUGCAAUCUGCUUCUUCCCCAAUGGCAACGCCUUUGCCACUGGCUCUGAUGAUGCCACCUGCAGGCUGUUUGAUCUUCGUGCCGAUCAGGAAUUAAUGAUCUACUCUCAUGACAACAUCAUCUGUGGCAUCACCUCGGUGGCAUUCUCCAAGAGCGGCCGCCUGCUCCUGGCCGGAUACGACGACUUCAACUGUAACGUGUGGGACACACUAAAAGCUGAUCGCGCAGGUGUGCUGGCUGGACAUGACAACCGCGUUAGCUGCCUGGGAGUGACUGAUGAUGGCAUGGCGGUCGCCACAGGAUCCUGGGACAGCUUCCUGAAGAUCUGGAAUUGAAGCCUGAAGAUGUUCUUUUAACUCCAAAGCCGACUGGAAGACCAUUACAACUUGAGAAUGUUCACAGCAUCUUCUGCAACACUGUUUAAACUGACUUGGACACCACAAACAAACAACACAAUUGAAGGGAAAACAAAAAGAUUUCCUCCACAAAGAAGAGCACAAUUGUCUAUCACCUAAUUAGGAAAGGAUGUCCUGUGGAAUCAAUCACAACCUUGCGCAUUCCUUCUCGGACCAUUUCAUGUCACCUGAGAGAAACACAACACUAGCAUCACAGUCUAACAUGUGUCUUGACCGCAAACGUGGGAGUAUAAUUGUACAAAUUAUUUAACUUUUUUUUUUUUUAAGAAUUGUAUUCCGAUGCUUUGUUAUUCUCAAUGGCUUUCUUUUUGUCGUAUUUCUUUAGUGCUUUUAGAUAGGUUUCUUUCUAAUCCAGUGAAAUCACAUAUGACAGAUGACAAAUAAACAAGCUUGCAUCAUAUUACACCAGCAGCUUUCCAAAAUGUCUCAUGUAUUUAUAUACUCGUCCUUAUUUCUUGUUUUUCAUCACAGCCUUUUGCACAUGAAGACGCUUUGCCUCUCAACUACUACUAACAUGUUAACUAACCAAGCACAUGCUACUAGUUAUGAAUGCUUGUUCCAGUACAACAGAAGUUCUAAAGUACCUUGUCAGAAGCCCUCACUCUUCUUGUACAUGCCUUUGACUCGGACGGGGAUAGAGAUGGUGUCGCAAGGUAGUGCUGAAGUUAUGCGGGCAUGGCUGCUUUGAAUUUGACCCACUUUUGAGUGAACCAACCUCUCCUGACUAAAUAGACACUUCCUUUGCUUGGGACUACAGUUGCAACUCUGUUUAUAAAAUGUACAAAUCAAUGUCUGAAAAUAAUGGUCUGAUGUUUUUAAGUUAAGACAUUUAAUUUUGUCUGACACUACUUAAAUUUGAUGUGCAUGCUGUAGACUUGCUUUCAGUGGUGGAAAAAAAACAUCCUAGAUUUAUUUUUUGUUUGUUUCUAAAAAGGAGAGUAACCUACUAAUUGAAGCUGGUUUUUGGUUAUGCAUAUGAAUAACUGGUAAUGCUAUGCACCAGAGUGACCAAGACAGGAGAUAGCUAGUGUAAAAUAUGCUUACCAGUUAUAUUGAUGCCAUUUUUUAUAUAACAAUCUUUAUGAGAAGUAUAUCCUUGGCAAGUCUUUCUCUCCACAUCUCUACUCAACGGAACAAAAACGUACAAACAUACUCACACACACUGUCCAUAUUAGAACUUUUGUAUUUUUUCCUUUUGGUCUUAAAAUGAUAAAUCAGAACCUCUGAAUGACAUUUCACUGUAUACAGAAGCACUUUUGUUAAUGUGACAUUCUCACUUUUGAUUUCUCUGCAAUGAUGUACUUCAAUAAAUGUGAUGUAUUUUGUGUGUGGCCACAAGUGAAAAUGCAAUUCAAACAGAGAUGGAUUUCCUUUUCUCUUUCCAUGAAUAUAAUAGAGUUCUGCACCCUUAUGUAGCUUUCCACUUUUUGUAUUUCUUUUCAGUCUGUUUGUGUUCCACGGUGAGCUGGAUGCAAGAUAGAUACUGUACUAAAAUGUACUGUUAUUGAUUGAAAAUGUAAUAAAAAGCUGUUUGAGA
Messenger RNA from Entelurus aequoreus (snake pipefish), 3037 nucleotides. RefSeq names its product guanine nucleotide binding protein (G protein), beta polypeptide 1b (gene gnb1b). The record is from RefSeq and is a predicted model, not a curated record. NCBI's taxonomy places the organism in Eukaryota, Metazoa, Chordata, Actinopteri, Syngnathiformes, Syngnathidae. The transcript has 11 exons. Gene Ontology annotation, molecular function: signaling receptor complex adaptor activity; protein binding. The coding region runs from base 397 to 1419 and encodes 340 amino acids. Gene Ontology annotation, cellular component: cytoplasm; heterotrimeric G-protein complex. Gene Ontology annotation, biological process: G protein-coupled receptor signaling pathway.